Messenger RNA from Culicoides brevitarsis, 1170 nucleotides. Its product is annotated as G-protein coupled receptor Mth2-like. Bases 1 to 1170 code for a protein of 389 amino acids. The record is from RefSeq and is a predicted model, not a curated record. The transcript has 3 exons. NCBI's taxonomy places the organism in Eukaryota, Metazoa, Arthropoda, Insecta, Diptera, Ceratopogonidae.
AUGUCAUGUCUAGCUGUUUUUUUGCUGCUUUUCGCGCUCUCAAGUGCUGCCGAUCCGAAAACGCGGCGUUGUUGCUCCCGGGAAAUUGCAAAUUUCACGGAAAUUGGUGAGGAAUUGUACUGUCCCGAUGGCAAAAAGUUCAAUUUGGAGUGCAAAAGGGGCUUUGCCGUGGUUGUUGACUUCCAGAAUUUGGAUGAAGUCGCGGAUUUGUUUGAAUUUUGUUACGUCGGCGAGUUUUUGUCGGAAGUGGAUGACAAUAAAACGGAAUUUUCGGCGGCAAUUUGCGCAGAAGAGCCUUAUUAUGCGCUUUUUUACGACUUUUUGCCGAUUUCAGUCGUUUUUCUGGCAGCUACUUUUGUAAUUUACUACAAAAUCCGGACUUUACGAGCGCCCGAGGACAUCGCUUUCAUGAUCGCCGUUCUUUGUUUGGGAGUUUUCAUGCUAAUUCAGGUUCUUCAUCACUGGCUGGCUGAUUUUCAUGAACUUUAUGUCGUUUUUUCCUUUGUGGAUUUGUACAUCGGGCCAUUCGCGAUCGUCGCAUACUUCUCGUGGCUCAACGUAAUCAUGGCGAAUCAACUAAAAAAGAAUAUAAGUUCGCAUUCCAUGUCGGUUUCGAGGAAUUGGAUUUACCUAAAUCACAUUUAUGCUUGGGGAAUUCCGAGUUUAGUGUUGUUUGGCAUCGUGAUUAGCGUGUUGACGCACGGCAUGGAGCUGGAAAUUGAAGUUUUAGAGAGUUAUGACUAUUGGAAGUAUGUGCCGAUUGCCAUUUUGUGGGCAAUUAAUUGUGUUUUGUUGGCGCUCGUGAUCUAUUUUGCGAUACGAUGUCCUUCGGAAUGGAUGAAUAGGAGAGUUAUUCAAUACAGAUCUUGGAAAUACUUCCAACUCUUCCUCGUUUCCGGCUUCUUAUGGAUUUUCGAGUUACUUUCGUGGUUCCUUAAAGACAACGAAGCCGCUCAACCCUUUUUCGAAGUAACGGACUGCAUCAACGCUCUCCAAGGCCUCUUUUUGUUCAUCGUGAUGGUCAUUUUACGUUUGCAUGUGCGUCGAAGUCUCGCUGGAACACGAAUUUUCUGCUUCACGUUACCCCAAAAAUGGUCAAGUCUCGAAGAUGCGGACGACGUCGAGCUAAUUCACAAUCCAAACCUCGACGAGGCACAAAAUCGAAUUUAA